AUGUUGAUGCGGUAUGUGGAGGACGAGCAGGGCAUCCGCGUGUAUACUCUGCAGGAAGUGGUCGAUGGCAGGUACUCGCUGAGCGCACAUCCCGCCCACUUCAGCCCCGACGACCAGUAUUCCAAGCAGCGGCUGCUCUGCAAAGAACGCUACGGACUCCUUCCCACCCAGCAACCCCCGAUCCAGUUCUGA
Messenger RNA from Hippocampus zosterae (dwarf seahorse), 192 nucleotides. Its product is annotated as H/ACA ribonucleoprotein complex subunit 3-like. Gene Ontology annotation, cellular component: box H/ACA snoRNP complex; box H/ACA telomerase RNP complex. Bases 1 to 192 code for a protein of 63 amino acids. The record is from RefSeq and is a predicted model, not a curated record. The transcript has a single exon. Gene Ontology annotation, molecular function: box H/ACA snoRNA binding; telomerase RNA binding. NCBI's taxonomy places the organism in Eukaryota, Metazoa, Chordata, Actinopteri, Syngnathiformes, Syngnathidae. Gene Ontology annotation, biological process: positive regulation of telomerase RNA localization to Cajal body; rRNA pseudouridine synthesis; snRNA pseudouridine synthesis.